Paramecium pentaurelia is the source of this 5287-nucleotide messenger RNA. Lineage: Eukaryota; Ciliophora; Oligohymenophorea; Peniculida; Parameciidae. The record is from the annotation of a GenBank genome assembly.
AUGUCUAAAACUCUAAAAUCUAUAGGAGUAGAAUGCUUGACAUUUCCAAAGUCGAGAUAAGAUGAAGCUAUUCAUUAAUAAACAAUUUUAAGAUUGAAUUCUUUCAUUAAUUGUGAAAAUGAGAUCUUUAAUUGGAACAAUAUUAUUGCAAAGCCAGAACUAUUAGAGAUUAAGAUGAAAAAGCCUAUGUAAUAUCUUAAUCCAGAAACAAUAGAAGAUGAUCUUUUAUAAAACGAUGCUUAAUGGCCUGUAAAUUAAAAUUAAAUAUUGUCUAGUUUGCAGAUAACUCUUUGUUUUUAUUUAAAUCAGAUAACCCUUUCCGAAUGAGUUUAUAUAAAUCAUUUAAUGAGAAGUUAUUCCUUUAAGUUAUCCGAUUUAUCACAUUUUUGAAUAUCAUAGCAGUUUGCCUAUAUGAUUAUUAAUCAAGAAUUAACUAAGAAGAUGAAAAUAGAAAUAGAAUUUCAAUAACAUUAGAGAUAUUUUGUAACAUUAUUUUUGGUUUAGAAUGUUUUGGAUCAAUAAUAAUAAAGGGUUUUGUGUUAGGAAAGAAUGCUUAUUUAAAAUCUUGGUGGAAUGUUGUAAAUUUUCUUACAUUCAUUGCUACUUGGUCAAUAUUAGGGGACAUUAAAAGUGAGAAUCAAUUGAUUCAUAUUCUUAGGGUCAUAAGAUUAUUUAGAACUUUACGUUUAAUACAAGAUUCAAAAAUUUUAAAGAAACAAUUUGAUGCCUUUAUUGGAAGUUUUUCUAGAUUAGGUCCAAUAUUGAUACCUUUGUUAUUUGUAGUUUUAUACUAUAGCAUAAUCGGUUUACAUUUAUUUAUGGGAAUAACAGAAUAUAGAUGUAGAGAGACUCCAACACCAAUAAAUGAAGAAUGGAAAGCAGUAGAUGAUAUAAAAUUCUUAUGUGGUAUAUGGGAAUGUUCAGAUAACUCAUAUUGUGGUUCAUUAGCAGAUUAUAAUUUACCUAGGAAUAUGACAGAAAAUGUUAUUGAAUAAUUUGGUUUUGGGUUUAUUCGUUUUGAUGAUUUCUUUUAUUCUUUAUUUGUUGUAUUUACAUUCUUAAAUGUCACAGGGUGGUCAGGAACAACAUUUAUGUUUUGGAGAGCAAUGACUACUUAUAUUACUGCAUUUUAUUUUGUAUCUUUAAUUUUUAUUUUGUAUUUAUAUUAUGAUUAUUUUUAGGGCAUAUCUAUUAUCAAAUUUAUUAUUGGCUUCAUUUUAUGAAUCAUUUUUAGUAUUGAGUACAAUAAAGUAAAAUAAAAGCUUUGAUAAUGAAAAAGAAGUAAUAGAAAAUGAAAUAAUGAAAAAGAAAUAACAAUAAAUAAUGACUAGAUUAGCAUAAAUAAAUGAUUAAAAAUCAAAAAAAAGAAAUUCUAAAAAGAAAUAUUAAAUAUCUCUAUAUUACUAAGAUGAAGAAGAUUAACAGAAUUUCUUAUCAGAACAUUUUUAGAAAUUCUUAAACAUUUCAACUAUAAUAGCAAAAUCAAAUACAUUUAAAUAUUUAAAUUGUGCUGUAAUAGUUAUAUCUGCAAUUGUAAUAGUUUCUGAUCAUCAUGGAAUAAGUAAAUCAAGGUAAAUUUAUUCAUCUCUAUUUUUAAGUUAUGAAAAUUUAUUAAUCAUUGAUUUCAUAUGUAUUCUGUAUUUUAUAUUUGAAUUCAUCAUAUCAUUAUGGGGAAAUGGUUUAGCUGAAUAAUUUAAAGAAAUUAUUGAUAUAUUUGAUUCACUUGUAAUUAUAUCUUAGAUAAUUUUGAUUGUGGUCUUAUUUUUUUUUGAUGAAUCAAUAAUUAUUAAUGCAAAUAGAUAUAUUAAUUUAAUUAAAGCAUUUAAAAUGCUUCGUUUAGUAUGUUAUUAAUAUAUAUUAGAUAAAAUUACUAUAUAUUGCUAGAGUAUUCUACUCUAUUAGUGUAUUAGCAAGAUGUUUAAUCUAAACUCUAUUUAAAAUUAAAGAUAUGAUCUUAUUAUUUAUAAUAAUAAUAUUAGUUACUUCACUUUUUGGAUAAGAAUUUUUAGCAUAUAAAGUAAGAUUUGAACAAUUAGAGAAUGGAUCAUAUUAACCAGUAGAUUCAAUUAAUGGUAUAUCAGCACCUAUUAAUUAUGAAGGAUUAGGUAAUUCUUUUAUGGCUGCUACUAAUAUAUUUUAUAAUGAAGAAUGGCAUAUAACUAUGUUAUUAUAUGGUGAGAAAAUAUGGGUUUCACUCUUUUAUCAUAUUUUUAUUAUAUUAUUAGGAUAAAUUCUAUUUGUUAGAUUAUUAUUAGCAGUAUUUUUAAAUGAAUUUUGUACUUAACUUAAAAAAAUAGAAUAAGAAAUUAAACCUAUUAAUUUUACAUAAUAUUAUAAAAAUGCUGUUGGAUUUUUUGUUUCAGUAUUAAAAAAAAGAUAAAGAGCCAAAAUACAUAGUAUUACAUAAAAUAUCAAUACAGCUAAUCAAUAAUAAUAAAAAGCAUAAGUAUAAACAUAAUCAAAUGAUUCUAAGAAAAAUGGAAAACUUUCACUUUUCUAUGAAUUAAAAGCACAAAAAGACAAUAUUAAUGCUAAUAGUGACUUAAUUGAAUAUAAAGUCUAGACUCCCACCAAUAUUUUAUGUAUAUAUAUUUCAUAUAUAAAUUAUAGCUAAUAAGGAGAGUAUAAUUGAUUGUUUGAGAAAACCAGAAGAAAAAAAAGAUGCUUCAGAUGAUCAUGUUAAAGAUCAUAAUAUAGAAGAUGAAAUUAAUGAAAUGGAUGAUGAAUCUAAUGACCAUGAAAAUAUUAAAUCUCCAUGUCAAGUUAAUGAUCCUUCUUCAUCAAGAAAAAUGAAUUAAAAUAUUAGAAAAUCAAUGCGCAGAGAAAAUUCAGAGAAAACUCUUUUCAUUUUUGCUCCUGAAUCUGAUUUUAGAAUGUUAGUAACUUCUUUAGUUACUAAUAUCUAUUUUAGAAUAUUUAAUUUUGCCUUAAUUUUACUAACAUGUAUAAGGAUUGCUCUAUUAAGUCCUCUGGAAGAUCCUAAUUCAGAUAUUUCUUUUAUCUUGUAGGUUGGAUAUAUAUUUUUAACUGUAUUUUAUAUUUUGGUGAUUCUUUUAAAUUGCAUUGCUUUUGGAUUAUAUAAGAAUGAAUAAUCAUUCUUUAGAUAAUCAAUUUAUAAUAUAUUUGCAUUUGUGAUAACCAUAGUAGAUUUAAUAACAUUAAUUUUUGAUAUAAGUCAUCCAUUAAGUAAAUUUGUAACAUCUCUAAGAAUUUUAUAAUUUAUAUAGAUUGGAGCAGUCUUUUCUAAAAAUAUAGCAUAUGCUUAAGCAUCAUUAUUAAAUGCUUUUACAUAGAUGAUAUAAUUAACAAUAUUUUGUUUAAUAUUAUUAGCAAUAUAUGGAGUUUUGGCUCUAAAAUUAUUGAAAGGGACAUUUUAUUAUUGUGAUGCUUAUGAUAGUAUUUAUAAAGAUUUUAUUGUUAAAAAAGAGGAUUGUUUUGAUUAUGGGGGAUCAUGGGUAAAUUAAAUAUUAACAUUUGAUACAAUUUUUUAAAGUAUUUUGACUCUAUUUUGUACAGCCACAUCUGAAAAUUGGAUACCAUUAGUAUAAUAAGCUUGGAAUGCUGUAGAUGUAGAUCAUUAACCAAUAUAGAAUUAUAAUAGAAUAUAUGCUCUAUAUUUUUAGUUAUUCUUCUUUUUAGGUAAUCUAUGCUUGUUAAAUAUGUUUAUUGGUCUUAUUGUGAAUGCUUAUCAAGAAGCAAAGAUGAAGGCUUAGAAUUUUCAUUUACUUGAUGAAACUCAAAGAGAAUGGUUUUAAAUAAAGAUGCAAAUAUAUAAUAUGUAACCUUUAGUGAAAUCUAAAAAGCCAUCUAAUUUUAUUAGGAAAAUAUUAUUUUAAUUAGUGAAGUAAAAGUAUUUUAAAAUAUUUUGGUUAAUCAUCAUAUUUUGUAAUACAAUAAUAUUAUCAAUGUAUUUUUAACGAUCUGAUUAAAAUGUAGGUGAUGAUUACAAUAAAAUAUUGGAUUCUAUAAAUAGUGUUUUUGUUUUUAUUUUUGCAUUUGAAAUUAUUUGUAGAUUUUUGGCAAAAGAUAAGAGUUUAUAUUUUAAAGAUAAUUCUAACAUUAUGGAUAGUAUUGGAAUUUGGUGGGCAAUAGCAAAUUUGUUUAUUCGUAAUCAUGAAGAUUAUAAUUUUUAUUUCAAAAGAAUUUCUAAUGCAAUAUCAAUUGCUUUUUAAUUAUAAAGGAAUUUCAGAAUAAUAAAGUAUAAAUAAUUUAAUAGAUAGGCGUUUUAAUAAUUUAGAGAAGCUAUUUUCAUCUAUUUUCUCAGUAAUUCCCAAUUCAUUAUCUAUGCUCUUCAUUAUGUUUAUAUUUUUAUUUAUUUAUACAACACUUGGAAUGGAUAUGUUUGCAUUCAUAAGAAAUCAAUCAAAUCUAAAUGGAUGGGAUUAACAUUUUCGUAAAUUUUCAACUGCAAUGUUUUCCCUUAUUAAAGUUGCUAGUUCAGAAAGUUGGUGGUUCAUUAUGGUUGAUACUUUACAUGAAUAAUAGCCAAAUUUUGCAUGUAAUUAUAUGUCAACUUUUGAUGAUUUCUAAAAGUAUGGAUUUAAUGGAUGUGGCACACCUUAUGCCUAUUUGUAUUUUGUUUCUUUCCAUUUGAUAUUUUCAUUGAUGAUUUUAAAUUUACUUAUUGCAUCUGUACUUGGAGCAUAUGAAGAACAUGUUAAGAGUGAAGAAUCUGCAGUAAGUAAAUAUUAAUUGAAUGAUGUAUUAUCACUAUGGAGAAAUUAUGAUCCUGAAGGUAAAGGGUUAAUCAAUUACAAGGAUUUUUGGAAGUUAUCUUCUGAAAUAGCAAUAAUAUUUGGAGUAGCAUAAGAUGAUUUAUUAGAUGUAAACAAUAAGAAAAACUUUCUUAAAGUUUUGAAUAUACCUAUCUACGAAUCAAAGGAUUCUAAUAUGCUUUGUUAUCAAUUUCAUGAUGUCAUACUUUCUCUCACUAAAAUAUCUGUUACCCUUAAAUAUGGGGUUACCAAGUAAUAUGAAAUUAUAUAAUAAUAUUAGUUUGGAACCUACUGACAAAACUGUGUAAUAAAAGUUACGGAUUUAAUUAGGUGAUCUUUAAAGGAAAGAUUCUACUAGCAAAUUUAAACCAACUAGUUUUAAUAGUGGAGAUAUGGUGGCUAUAAUUUACAUUUAAAAGAAAUUUAGAUUGUGGAAAAAAAGAGUUUAACUUAAAAGAGAAGGAGGAGAUUAUAAAAUUAUAUAUAAUGAGAUGUCAGAUUUGAAAAAUUUAAUAAAAAAAUAAUUGGAAAUGGAAGAACAAUAAGAUAUGAAAUCCAAAAUACAAGAAUGA